Molecule: messenger RNA, 4884 nt
Organism: Anoplopoma fimbria (sablefish)
Lineage: Eukaryota; Metazoa; Chordata; Actinopteri; Perciformes; Anoplopomatidae
Gene: snx1a
Product: sorting nexin 1a
Exons: 15
Coding region: 1-2415 (804 amino acids)
Biological process (GO): early endosome to Golgi transport
Cellular component (GO): endosome; endosome membrane
Molecular function (GO): phosphatidylinositol binding
Source: RefSeq, a predicted model, not a curated record
AUGGCGACCAGCUCGGAGCGCAGUCCUCCUCCGUUCCCCGACUCCGAGGACCAAGACGAGGACGUCGGAGGCCGCGGUGAUGACGACGUGGACGACGGCGGUAACGAUGACGACGAGCUCUUCAGCGCAACCGAACCUCCGCUGACCAAAAUGGACACCACACUGCCACCUGCCAGUCAACCCAUUGACGUUUUAAUGGACUCUCCCACUGACAUCAUGGAUGAUCCCUUAAUCGAGCCUGUCAUUAGCCACACAGAAAACAAACCACCAAGCGAAGUCGUCAGCGAACCCUCAGAUGAUUUUGUCGACCUUACAAACAACAUAACCGACUCUCCCGAAGACGCAGCUGAAAGUGCCUUCGCUGAUGCUGCCAUAGACACAACUGAAAUCCCUUUAGAUGAACCCUCAGAUGAAUUUGUUGACAUAUUUGGAGGUGAAACUGAAGCUCCGAAAGAGGAAGUCGUGGUAGCAGAUGUUACUGUUGAAGCAGCAAUGGAUAAAAGUGAUGUGACCGAUCCACCUGUCGACAGGGAAACAGGAAGUGAUGAUGAACAGGAAGCAAAAGAAGCAUCCUCUGAUUCAAUCAUCGACCUCACUGAUGAUUUGCCAGCCAGUGUCCCACAACAGCCACCACCUGCCAGUGAAACAUUCGUCGACCCUCUGGUUGACUUCCUGAGUGAAGCCCCACCUGCUGCUGAUGCCAAAAUACCCAGCCGGGCCACGGUCGAUCUGUUCGAAGAUGAGGGAAGCAACUUGUUCACAGAACAACGGCAGACUAAAUCUGCCAAGCAGCUACAGAAAAGCCUCUUCGGUGAACCUGACGAGGAUCUGUUCGGUGAGCCGCUGGGCGCCACUUCAAAGAAACCCGUCAGCAAAGAGCCGAAGGGCAAACCUGUCACAACCAAAGCUUCUAGUGACGUGAGCGACACGGGUGGUCCUCUGCAAGACCGUAAUCCUGCAGAACCUUCCGAUAUCUUCUCUGAGGAAGCCGUCACCACAUUGCCCAGCAUAAAAAAGACCAGCAUUGCCAACUCCAAGGCUAAUGGAGUCCACUCUGAAGAGGAGACAGAUAUAUUUGCUGAAGCCACAGUGGAGCUUUCUCUCGACAGUCCGCGGGACGAGAGAAGGAAAGAUGUGACGGCCAAACCGUCUGGGUCUGCGUCUGCGUCCGCCCCCUCGCUGUCAGCAGCUGCCAGCCUGGUGAAGCCACAGUCUGCUGCCCUGGAGGAGUUGGAUGAAGAGGAAGAAGAAGAAGAAGAGCAGGAAGACAAAUUUGAGAUCUUGAUCUCUGUCAAAGACCCUGAAAAAAUAGGGGAUGGGAUGAACGCCUACAUGGCAUACAAAGUAACCACACAGACCCAACUGCCCAUGUUCCGCAACAAGACAUUUACAGUGAGGCGACGCUUCAGCGACUUCCUCGGCCUCUACGAGAAGCUGUCUGAAAAGCAUGGACCAAAUGGAUUUAUCGUGCCUCCACCGCCAGAGAAGAGCAUUCUGGGUAUGACGAAGGUGAAGGUGGGAAAGGAAGAUUCCUCAUCUGCAGACUUUGUUGAGAGAAGAAGAGCCGCUUUGGAGAGAUAUCUCCAGAGGGUCGUUCAUCACCCAUCACUCCUCCAAGAUCCGGAUGUCCGCGAGUUCCUGGAGAGAGAGGAAUUGCCCAGAGCAGUUGGCACCCAGGCUCUGAGCGGCGCCGGCUUCCUGAAGAUGAUCAACAAAGCAACAGAUGCUGUCAGUAAAAUGACCAUCAAGAUGAAUGAGUCAGACGUGUGGUUUGAAGAGAAGCUGCAGGAGGUGGAGUCAGCAGACCAGCAGUUCAGGAAGCUCCACGCGCUGGUCGAAUCUCUGGUCGUUCACAGGAAAGAACUUUCGUUAAACACAGCCGGUUUUGCCAAAAGCACGGCCAUGCUGGGCAGCGCAGAGGACAACACCGCUCUGUCCCGAGCUCUCUCUCAGCUGGCAGAGGUGGAGGACAAGAUGGAGCAGUUACACCAGGAACAGGCUACGAACGACACUUUCAGCUUUGCCGAACUCAUCGCAGAUUACAUCCGCCUGCUUGGAGCCGUGAGGGGGUCGUUUGAUCACCGGAUGAAGGCGUGGCAGCGCUGGCAGGAUGCUACGGCCGUGCUGCAGAAGAAGAGGGAGACUGAGGCCAAACUGCUUUGGGCCAACAAACCCGACAAGCUGCAGCUGGCCAAAGAGGAGAUCGCCGAGUGGGAGGCCAAGGUGACGCAGUAUGAGAGAGACUUUGACAAGGUUUCUGCUACUGUCCGCAAGGAAGUCGUCCGCUUUGACAAAGAAAAGGCCAGGAACUUCAAAAGAGAGAUCAUUAACUACUUGGAGUGUCUGCUUCAGUCUCAGCAACAGCUCAUAAAGUACUGGGAGGCUUUCUUACCAGAAGCAAAAGCAAUCGCCUAAUCCUCGAGCACCAGCCCUUUUGGACGACAAAACAGGCUGCCUUUUUCUUAUACACUUUACCUCUUGCCUUUAAACCAAGGAAUAUGCGCGCAUUGUAAAGGGAGAUACAAUCAACCUGUUUUUUUAAUCACCUCUAACAUAUAGCUCUGUACUCUAUUGUAUUAAUAAUUGUAUAUUUCCAUUUAACCUUCCACAAAUAUUUUCUUAAUAGAUGAAAAGAGUUUGCAUAUACAAAGAUAUGGACACACGGAAAAGAGAGAAUAGAUGAAUGAUUCCAUUAAUUUCCACAAGAGAAGGGAAAUGAACCGAGUCCGUUGUUCUCAGGAUUUUCUCCCUCGUGUGAUCAGGAGCUCCUUCACAUCAGCAGUGGUUACUUGUUUACAGCGCGGCUGCUCUCUCAUCAAAUAUUUCUGGGGACCCAGAUGAAGAAAGUGGCCAAGAGUCUGACUCUGUUUUUACCGACUCAAAGGGAUAAAAUAACAAUUAAAAAAAAAAUGAGAAUUAUGAGCACUUCCACCUGGUGGAUAAAGUACUUAAGUACCAGCCAUGUUUUUUUUGUUUUUUUGUUAGUCUUUCAGAUUUAAAAUACUAUUGAUGCUGAAGCGAGGGGUGCAGGGUGUUAGAGGCAUUAGAUUAUCCGUGUCUACAGCUGUGGUCAAGGGUUGCAUUGUAGGUCAAAGCUUGUGAGUUUAAUGUUUUAGAUAUGAUUUCAAUCAUAGUGCAAACUUUGAUCUUAUAACCACACAUGUCUGUGCCUUUUUACGUCAGAAUGGUGUUUUUGGGGAUAAUCCAGUUUGGGGGAAAUGGUUGUACACAGUUGUGGGCAGUGCACAGGCUUGUUAACCGUUACUUCAACAACAGCCAGUAUGAUGUGAUGAGUGUCAAUGCUGGGGGUUGAAGAACUGGUGUUCUCGUGUCUAAGCCCAUUUACUACAAAUUAAGUUGUGUUUUUUUUUUUAUAUAUAAUCUUGCUUAUAACUCUGGAAAGUAGCACAUUCAAAGAGGAAAAAAAUACUUUCCAGGCAGCCUAUUGAAUGUAUGAAAAUCAACCUGCACAGACUUGAAACGGGUAAUCCUCACCGUUGGCAUCAUGUCUGAGUCUUUCUCUAUGUCAAGGUUGCGUCAUUGUUGUGUGGUAAUCUAGUACAUUAAGUGUCAGCCAAGCAACAUGACUCACUUUGAGAAAAACACAGUAAAUGCUGACAUGUCCAUUUUAUUGAAUAGCUUUCCCAAGAAAGUUUCAAGCCUCUGCAAGUAGAUUUUCACGCUCUGGAAGUGAAAUGAAUGGAAAGCAAAGGCGGCCUGGAUUGUUGGGUUCUGAGUUCUGCUUAAAGAUGUGGUUGGCAGUUAAAUGAGGGCUGCAAAUAACACUUAUUUUCAUUAUGUUUUAUUCUCUCAAAACAAAUGUAAUUGUUUAGUCUAUAAAAUGAAACAAAUGAAUUGCAAAGAUGUUUCCCAGAUCCCAAGAAGACGUCUUGAAAUAGUUUUAUAUGACUAACAAUUAGAUUCUGCUUUUUAUUUUAAAGGUACCCUGUGGAGUUUUUGACCAGAACUGGAGGUAUUGGUCCCAUUUUUGUUACUAUUUCAUUGGUGAUGCGAUUGUUUCACUUUUUUCCCCGCUGAUCAACAGUUGUUGGCAGUGACGUGCCAAGAAACACAGCAAUGUGCCAACCAAGGCAAUGAAUAAAUAGACAGCCAGAUAGUUAACAUGUAGAUUUCAAAUUCUUCCACCAAAAGAAAACGAAAAUAAGAUACUUAAUGCACUUUGGUGAGAAAAGGUGAAUGUAUACAUACGAAAAAAAUCAACAGGGUACCUUUUUAAUUUCUAAAGCAGAUAAGAAGCAGACGCUCACAUUUGAGAAAAUAGAACCAGCAACUGUUGGGCUUUUUUGCAUGACAAAUUAUAUUCAUCCGAAUUUGUGUUGAUUUAUUGUGUGACGAUCUUGUAUUAAUUUCAGCACUAAAUGAUACUGUGUGUAGUAAAUGGGCAACAACGUGCUAAAGAAAUGACUUGAUACUGACUCGUGGACAUGAAAAUAAUGUUAAAUACUUAACGUACUGAUGUCAUGAUGAACCUGAUGCCUGCUGUCUGACAAGUUGAGUUUUAACAUCAAACCGUUACAAACCCGUCACAUGUGGCACGGCGGCCAUCUUUUGAUUACAGCUUUAAAUUCACAUUUGCACACACUUAAAGCCGUGUAGUGACGAGCUACUCUGUAUCCUUUGUUGUCAUCUGUUAACAUGCAGACUUUUCUUUACAGUUUAAAAAAAAAUCAAAAAUCAAUAUAAGACAUUUUUUUUUUUCAACUGUUAAACCGCACUCAGAUAACACUGGUUGUUUGUGCGGCCUCAUACUGUAUGUCAUCACUUGUCAAUGUGCAGAGCAAUGUCAGCACUGUGUCAUAGAAUUUCCUUUUAAAACAAAUCAAUAAAAGUUGCACUGUUUACACUUGGAAAUUUCAUUAAGAA